GCCUCGCGACCGCGCACACGGGCGCAGUACGAAUGUCGUCCACCGCCAUCCCCAAGGUCGUGCCGGCGCAGCUGUCCUUUCUGGCCAUCUACAAUCCCUCGCUGGGCCCCUCGGACGACACCUUCGACCAGCAGAUUGUCUUCUACUACUCCAAGGCCGCACGGACACGCUCCCGCCUCAGGCAUGGCGACACGGAGCGCGAGAAAGAGCUGCGCGAGCAGGAGAACGAGAAGCUGCGUCAGGUCGGCCUAGCACAGGGCAUGGUGGGUUUUGCAAAGAGUUUCUCCAAAGGCGAGGCGGUCGAUUCGGUCGAGACGGACAAGUCGCGCAUUGUCCUUCACCAGCUCGAGGACGGGUGGUGGAUGCUGGCCUCGAUUGACCUCACCCAACUGCCCACCACUGGCCCGUGGCGAAAGGACUCCGGCACCGAUACCCUGGAGCCCGCCAUCGAGUACUCGUCGCGCGAGGUCAGCCCGCCGGCGCUCCUCAUCCAGCAGCUCGUCCGCGCCCAGUCCAUCUUCCUGCUCCACCAUGGCCUGCCACUCGAGGGCAUGUUUGCCAAGCACGGCCGCACAAAGUUCUGCAGCAUACUUGACAAGUACUGGUCUCGCUUCGCCGCCAACUGGGAUGUCCUUCUCCACGGAAGCCCUGCGGUAGACAUCUAUGGCGGCAUGAAGCUGGCGGCAGGCGGAGAGCUGGGCAUGGGGGUUGGCGAAGAGGAAUGGGGUAGCAGCGAGCGCGAUGUCCUGGAAGACUUUGCCCGCAGGACACCGGGCCUCGUCGAUGUCAUGGUGUCGCGCUUCGGCGAGGCAUCCCAACUGCAACACGCCAAAACGUCCACAGACCCGAAGACGCUCGAGUUUUCUGAGCUCGACCCCUGGGUCGGGGCCGGGAGGCACGUUCAAGCUGCAGACGGUGUCGUCUUCUCGGGUCUUGGGGCGGUAAGCCGAAAGUCACUGCGAGAUUUGUCGCACUGGGUGGAAAGCAUCUACUGCUACGGCGAGUAUGCGUAUGGUGUGCGUGACAAUCCCACGUCGGAUAGGAAAAGACGGAAGAGGAGAAUCGUGAAGUCAGUAUCUGAAGUAGAGGAAUCCGCACCAGAGCCACCUCGCCCUGCAAGAAGUGAAAGGCCGCGCCUUACAACGUCAAGCCAGAAUUCGGCACUGCCCCUGGGCAUCCCUCCACCCAUAGUCAAGGCAGUCGAGAGCUCUCUUGAUAAAGCUGCGGCUGCUGUCGACAAUAAGAAACCUGGACAGGACUCACCAGCAACCGAGUCCAGGUCAAUGUUGGCGUCUCUGGGUGACACUGAGACGUGGACAAAAUACAUGACGCUUGGUUAUGGCACAGCAUGGGGUGGAAAGAAGACAACCGAGAGCCCUCAGGAGGCUGCUCCAGCAUCAGAGCCCACACCAGCGCCUGCACCGGCGCCAGCUCCUGCACGACAACGAAGUCCGUCGCCAGAAGCCAUGCGUUACGUUGAGCCAACGCCAGACGUGGACCACGCAGAAGAGAGGAUGAAGUUACAAAUCCGACUGGAAAACGACGGCUAUUUUCUAGUGGGGCUCAAGGGAGACAUGAAGGACUUGAAUUUCGACGACGAAAACGACGAGGGCGAUUGGAACAACCGCAUACCACUGCGAACCAUACACGUCGAGGUUGAGAACGAAGACGCCUCGUCGAGGACUUCGCCUGGCGCGGAUUCCGACGAGACUCCACCAUACGAAAAGAUGAUGAACAUACCGUCCACAGCCACAAGCACACUAUCCCGGUUGAGGCCUGUGGUCUACAUUCACCGCCCCUUCAUCUACACAUUUCUCUUCCGGCACCGCACACACUCGCUAGGCGUGGCAUCCUUCUACCGCGACAUCCACAACUUCUUCUCCCCGCUGCACCGCUCCCUCGACAAAUCCACAUCCCCCACAAACGUCGCCGCGCGUCUCCAAGCAGUCUCAUCACACUACACGACCGAAGCAUCCCCAGGCGGUUCGGGCCCCCACGCCGGCCCAAACACACAGCCCAUCUACGACCUCGUCUUCGACCCCCGCACCUACACGGUGCACUCGAGCGUGCCCAACAUCCCCGACCCGGGCACGCUCCUCGCCGAAGGCCUCAGUCCCAGCCCCAGCUCCGGCGCCACGGCCCCCGGCUGGACGCGCAUCGAAGCCCUCAACGUGCACUCGCAGAUCCUGGCUACCAUUGCCUCGACACGGCGCAACCUCACCGAGAUUGAGCGCACAUGCAAGACGUCGCGUGCGUGGUGGGUCGUCUGGAUGCGGCUGCCGCCUUCGCAUGUCGACGUCGAUGACACUGCAUUAUUACAGCAGCAGCAGCGGCAACGGAGACGCGAACAACAAGACCUAGAACGCGAACAACAGCAAAAUCAACAACAACAUCAACAUCAAUAUCAAAAUGAAGAUGAAGACGACGCAGAAUCCCACACCUCAACUCUAAAAGAAGGCUCCUCGGCUACAACCGGAGCCUCGUCCUCCGCCCCAUUCAACACAAAGGACCUCCGAGAAGCAUUUCUCGUCCGCCGCGCUCGCGACGCCGCAUCCGGACAUGCUGCGCACGGGAGCGUGCGUGGCGCUAGUACAAGUAGUAAUGGCAGGGGCUUUGUAAGCGGCAUGUGGAAUGGUUUGGGGCUUGGAGGUGGCAACGGUGGCAGUGGCGGUGGCAGUGGCGGUAGCGGUGGUGGCAGUGGCAGUGGUGGUAAUGGUGUUACUGAGAGUGCGCAGAGUCAGCGGAUGGGAGGCGCUGUGGCCGGGUGGGGUCCUAAAGGGUUGGCAGAGGGUAUUGGGAUUGAUGCGAGGAGGUAUGUUGAGGAGUUGUUGAGUUUGAAUCGAUAGAUAAAUACAUGGAUGGAGCGUUGUGAGUAAGUAGUAGUUGGGCACAUACUGGAAAAAGAAGAAGAAGAAGAAUAAAAUAGUAAUAAAAUAGUAA
This is a messenger RNA of Exserohilum turcica Et28A, 2940 nucleotides long. RefSeq lists its product as uncharacterized. Gene Ontology annotation, cellular component: intracellular membrane-bounded organelle; Mon1-Ccz1 complex. The transcript has 4 exons. Gene Ontology annotation, biological process: vesicle-mediated transport. Lineage: Eukaryota; Fungi; Ascomycota; Dothideomycetes; Pleosporales; Pleosporaceae. The record is from RefSeq and is a predicted model, not a curated record. The coding region runs from base 33 to 2846 and encodes 937 amino acids.